CUCGUAGUAAAAGAGGCCCGGAUGGAGGACGCGGAGACGCGCCGUUUCUAUGGCAGCCGGGUCCUCUCCUCCGUGGGAGCAGUGCUGGGGUCUCCCUCGCCUCUCUGUCGGAGCUUAGAAAGAGGAAGAGAGGAGAACUCACCCGGCCAUCUCUGUGACCCCAGCCGCUGCAUCUUAUACAGGCAGGAGGGGAAGCAGAGGGAGAGAACGGAAGGAUGGUGUGGAGAUACUUACGCAUUAUUCUUUAACAAACAGAAAAUGGAUGAAAAUAAAGAUAUGGACUCAAAAGAAAGUGGAGAAUAUGAAGACGACUUUGAAAAGGACCUGGAAUGGUUAAUUAAUGAAAAAGAAAAAAGUGGUGCCAGCAUAAUAGAGGUGGCUUGUGGGAAUGAAGAGAAUAUUAACCAAGAAUUAAAAGACAAUGAAACAGAAGUAGAACACACCAAACAACAUUCUGAUCCUGACAAAUCUUCGAAGGAUGAGCUUUCACCAAGAAGAAAUGACUUCAUUUCUGUACCAAGUAUUCAACCUUUGGAUCCCAUAUCAGAUUCAGACAGUGAAAACUCUUUCCAGGAAUCCAAAGUGGAAAGCCAGAGAGACCUGGAAGAGGAAGAGGAUGAGGAAGUAAGGAGAUAUAUUAUGGAGAAAAUUAUACAAGCCAACAAGAUUCUACAGAAUCAAGAACCUGUGAAUGAUAAAAGGGAGCGAAAACUUAAGUUCAAAGAUAAAUUAGUUGAUCUGGAAGUUCCUCCACUGGAAGACACUGAUACUCACAAAAAUUAUUUUGAAAAUGAAAGUAGUAUGUCAGGAAAACUGUCACAGUUAUGUAUUUCCAAUGAAUUUGGACAAGAAAAUGUGCUCCUGUCACUAACUGACGGAAAUUGUGAAGAAAACAAGGAUAGGAAAAUACUAGUAGAGAAAGAUGGAAAGUUUGAACUUCUAAAUUUACAAGACAUUGAGAGUCAGGGGUUUUUGCCCCCCAUUAAUGCUAAUAGUACAGAAAAUGAACCUCACCAGUUGUCACCCAGAUCUUCCAACUCAAAUGUCAAUGGGGCUAAGAAAGAAGAGCCUAUAGCAAAGAUUCAUGCUAUUGCUUACUCAUCAACAGAAGAGCCACUGGCUUAUAUCCCUCAGCCGCCCCCCAACCCCAAGACUCGUCCAAGCUCUGCUGUCAACUCAGAUCGAAGUAAGGGGAAUGGAAAAGCUAAUCACAGGACACAGUCUGCAAAUAUAUCUCCAGUGACCUCAACAUAUUGUCUUUCCCCUAGACAAAAAGAACUGCAAAAACGGCUAGAACAAAAGAGAGAAAAGCUAAAGAGAGAGGAAGAACAACGUAAAAUAGAAGAAGAGAAAGAAAAGAAAAAAGAGAAUGACAUCAUAUUUAAAGCAUGGUUGCAAAAGAAAAGAGAGCAGGUCCUAGAAAUGAGGAGAAUUCAGCGAGCAAAGCAAAUUGAAGACAUGAAUAGUAGACAGGAAAACAGAGAUCCACAACAAGCUUUUCGAUUAUGGCUUAAAAAAAAGCAUGAAGAGCAGUUGAAAGAAAGAAAGACAGAAGAACUACGAAAGCAAGAGGAAUGCUUAUUCUUCCUUAAAGGAACAGAGGGCCGCGAGCGGGCCUUUAAACAAUGGUUGCGAAGGAAACGGAUUGAAAAACUAGCAGAGCAACAAGCUGCCAGAGAAAGAACUAGACAGCUCCGACUAGAAGCAAAGCAUUCUAAACAAUUGCGGAGCCACCUAUAUAUGUCAGAAGGCACAUCUUUUCGUUUUACUGAUCAUUAUAACUGAAAGUAUCUAUCAAAUACUUCGUUUAUUUGGAAGCUGCUACCCUCAAAAUUUUGGGUAUCAUUUCUUAUGGCUUAUGUGAUUUGGUCAUACUCUAAAUUAUGGAAAUGCUUUUUAUCUUUUGGCGAUACAGUGAAUUUUUUUUUUAAUACUAAACAAAAUAAAUUUCUUCUCUCGCAGUAUUGUAUUGUGUUAUACCAUCUCAUAGUCCAUGCAACAAACUGAACAAUAAAUUAACUCUAGAUUCCUUUACUUCUAAAUUAUUUUAGCAUUUCUAGCUGGAAAGAACACAAGACAGGAACAGAUUUCUAUUUUUAGUUUCUAUUAUUAAAAAAAGAUCGCAGUAGAUCAUUUCAUGGAGCUGAAGGUGUGACCUCUUAAACAAGCCUUGUUCAAGGCCUUAUACAAAAUCCCAUCUAUGACAACUUUGAAUUUGAAUAGCUGUGGCAAGCUAAGAAAUAGGGUAGGCUUACUUUUCCGUGUUCUUUAAAAAAAGAAGAUAGUAACAAUUAUGCAUCCAAUUUUGCUAUAUUACAAAAUUAACUAGCUCUUAUUGAGAGUUCAUAAUGUGCAUGGUAUUAAGUGCUUUACAUAAUUUGAUACAAUCCUUGUAACAACCCUAUUGGUCUUGUUUUGCAGAUGAAGAAACUAAAGUAUAGAAGGAGCAGUUUGCUCGCAGACUCUGAUCUGUAUAAUUGCAAAAUUCUUUCUUUUAGGCAUAUUAUAAAAUUUACAAACCUUGGUAGAUAUUGUGAAAUAUUUAAGACUAUACAGGAAUCUGGUGUGUGGAGGAACGGUAUCCUUGAUAUGUGUAAAGGCAUUGAAAGAGUGGAAAACAAAGGUAAACAUUACAAGUGUGAUGGAGACUGGAGAAUCACUGUAAGAGUUCUGUUAAAGCCUCAGAAGACAAGGUUCUUAUCAACUGGGUAUUUGUACCUUAAUCACUUGACCCUAAAUGAGAAAACAGAAUUAUUCAAUCCUGUCUCAACUUCUUAUAGCACUUUUAGCAUACACCAGACAAUUUAAUGUUUCAUUAUAACUAGUCUUGUGUUGUUUAAAGUUAUCUUUAAUAAUGAGAACCAAUUUGACAUUUAAAUAUUCCACAUUUUUACAAAAAAGGCUGUUGGAAUUUUAAUAGAGAUACAGUGAAUCUAUAGAUUGUUUUGGGUAGUACUGCCAUUUUAAUAAAAUUGUCUUCCAAUCCAUAACACAGGAUUUCUUUUCAUUUAGUGCAAGAAAAUUUUGCAGUUUCACUGUAUAGGUCUUUCACCUCCUUGGUUAAAUUCAUUCACAGAUAUUUUCUUCUUUUUGAUUCUACUGCCAAUGGAAUUAUCUUCUUAAUUUGCUUUUAGGUUGUAUAUUCAAAAUCAAACACAAAUGAAUUUUGUGCAUUGAUACUGUGUAACUUACUGUAUUUAUCAGCAUCAGUUUUUUUUUUUGUAAAUCCCUUGGAAUUUUCUAUAUAUAGGAUAUCACCUGCAAAUUGAGAUAGUUUUACUUCUUCCUUAACAAAUUGGAUUCCUUUUAUUUCUUUCUUGACUGAUUACUUUGGCUAAGAUUUCCAGUAUAAUGUAGAAUAGUAGUGGUGAAAGUGGGCAUUCUUGUCUUGAUCUUAGGAGGAAAGCUUAUAGUUUUUCACUAUUGAGUAUGAUGUUAGCUGUGGGGUUUUCCAUUAAUGCCCUUCAUGAAGUUGAGGAAGUUCUAUUCUUACUCCUCUAUUCUUAUUCCUGUUCUUUGAUCCCAUAUUUUUCUGAGUGUUUUUACCAUAAAAGGGUGCUGGAUUUUAUCAAAUGUUCUCUGUAUCAAGUGAAAUGAUCACAUGGUUUUCCUCUUUUGUUCUAUUACGUAUGUGUGUGUGUGUAUAUUACAUUGAUUUUCUUAUGUUGAACUAUCCUUGCAUUCCUGAGAUAAAUACCACUUGGUCAUGGUAUAUAAUCCCUUUUCUAUGCUAUUGCAGUUUGCUAGUAAUUUUUUAGGAUUUUUUUCAUCUAUAUUCAUACAAAUAUAUGGUAUUGGAAAGUUUUUUUUAUUACUGAUUUAAUCUCUUUGUUAUAAGCCUAUUCACAUUUUGUUUUUUCUUGAGUCAGUUUUGCUAAUUUGUGUAUUUCUAGGGAUUUGUCCAUUUCAUCUAGUUUGUUACAAUUAUUAAGUACAAUUAUUCCUUUCUUUUUCUUUUAACUUGAGGUUGGUAAUAAUUUCCCCACUUUCAUUUCUGAUUUUUGUUAUUUGCAUCUUCUUUUUUUCUUAAGUCAAUCUGGCUGUAG
Molecule: messenger RNA, 4046 nt
Organism: Zalophus californianus (California sea lion)
Lineage: Eukaryota; Metazoa; Chordata; Mammalia; Carnivora; Otariidae
Gene: CCDC181
Product: coiled-coil domain containing 181
Exons: 6
Coding region: 22-1785 (587 amino acids)
Molecular function (GO): microtubule binding
Source: RefSeq, a predicted model, not a curated record